This is a messenger RNA of Gorilla gorilla gorilla (western lowland gorilla), 778 nucleotides long. RefSeq names its product late cornified envelope protein 1C-like. The record is from RefSeq and is a predicted model, not a curated record. Bases 108 to 488 code for a protein of 126 amino acids. Gene Ontology annotation, biological process: epidermis development. Lineage: Eukaryota; Metazoa; Chordata; Mammalia; Primates; Hominidae. The transcript has 2 exons.
AGGCCAGGAUAAAAGGGCUCUGGGCCUGAGCACUCCAUCCACUCACCUCCCAAGGUGCUGAAGGACCCUGUGCUGCCUGUGACCCCGCUCCUGAAUCUGCCACCAAGAUGUCCUGCCAGCAGAGCCAGCAGCAGUGCCAGCCCCCUCCCAAGUGCACCCCCAAGUGCCCUCCCAAGUGCCCCACCCCAAAGUGCCCCCCAAAGUGUCCCCCUAAGUGCCCUCCUGUCUCUUCCUGCUGCAGUGUCAGCUCCGGAGGCUGCUGUGGCUCCAGCUCUGGGGGCAGCUGUGGCUCCAGCUCUGGGGGCAGCUGUGGCUCCAGCUCUGGGGGAUGCUGCAGUUCUGGGGGUGGUGGCUGCUGUCUGAGCCACCACAGACGUCGCAGGUCCCACUGCCACAGACCCCAGAGCUCUGGCUGCUGCAGCCAGCCCUCGGGGGGCUCCAGCUGCUGUGGGCGGGGGAGUGGCCAGCACUCUGGAGGCUGCUGCUGAAGUGGACCCUGAGCCUAGAAGAGCAGAAUCCAGGACAGCAAACUGCCAAGGACAUCCCCCUUCUCCUACUAGGCCUGCCUGAGAGGCUCACAGGUCCAAGGGAAAGCUCGGAACUUGCCAAGAGCAUAUCUUCUCCCUGGAGUCGAGAAACUCAGAUCCUCUCCUGGAUCUCCAUUCACUGGCCUUGGACCUCACCUUUGUGGCUACCCUCCCAUGCUCUGUCUAAGCCCCUAGCUUACUCCAUGUCAUUUGCAGCGUGCAUCUGCUGAUUAAAGGACUAAAACAAGGAA